Trichophyton rubrum CBS 118892 is the source of this 2399-nucleotide messenger RNA. RefSeq lists its product as uncharacterized. Gene Ontology annotation, cellular component: centrosome; cytoplasm; cyclin-dependent protein kinase holoenzyme complex. Lineage: Eukaryota; Fungi; Ascomycota; Eurotiomycetes; Onygenales; Arthrodermataceae. The transcript has 3 exons. Gene Ontology annotation, biological process: mitotic cell cycle phase transition; regulation of cyclin-dependent protein serine/threonine kinase activity. Gene Ontology annotation, molecular function: cyclin-dependent protein serine/threonine kinase regulator activity. The coding region runs from base 1413 to 2399 and encodes 328 amino acids. The record is from RefSeq and is a predicted model, not a curated record.
AAGAAGAAAAGCCAGCCGUCCUGCUCCAUCACCACCACAUUUUUCUUCUUCCCUCUUCCUCUCUUCCCUCUGGCCUCUUCCUCCCCUUCUUCACGAGCUCACGAAGUCAAGUCAAUAUCAAUUCUAACCUGGCCGUCUCGUCUUUGCUCUGCUUCAGACCAGCCGUCUCCCCUUCUCGAACCCCCUUAGCCGUUGCUCGAGCUGUCUGCGUUGGGUCGGGAUAUACGGAAGUCCAGUCGUCUUCUGGGUGAGAACACUCCCUGCCUCUGUCUUCUUUGCUUUCGUCUUUCUUUUCUCUUUGCUGCUGCGUUUUCCCGGACAUCUUAUAUCGAAUCUGAAUAUACGGCAUUGAAGAAGUCUUGCUGUCACUUCACCUUCAUCCGUCACCGCCAGCUUCGAUUGAAUAUAUUCCUGCAGUCACCCGUCGUCAAGUCACCACAAUCCCUCUUUCUCCUCCCAUAUGGCCUAUAUAUCGAAGGAUCUAGCGGCAGAUGCCGGGCCUGUGGCAUCGUCUCUGCUCAAUUGGGCCCUGGGUGAACUCGCCAACAGCUUCGAAUGUUUCCAUCACCAUUUUCUGCCCCUGAAUGCCUCUCUCCCGUUGAAUCUUCAAGCAAACACCAGCAGCCCUCGAUCUGGACCUCUCUACUCUCCCCCGUAGCUCAGCAGCUUGCAUAUUUCACAUACUUUACUUUGCCCCCCCCGUAAAAUCACUACCUGGAAAAAAGUGGUAGAUGAUGUGUUACACGGACACUAUUAUUUGUUGAUUCACUAUAAAGGCUAACAUAUGAACUCUGUUUUUCUCCUUCGGUCUUCUAGGAAUCUUCCGUCCGUCUGUCUGUCUGUCAAGCGAACAUUCCCUCUCCUUUACGACUGUCGUCUAGUCGUCUCGGAGCAGCCCUGCCCGGUGUCGUCGAACAGUGGAGACGUUAGCUCGUUGUUCACUGGUCCACACCACCACCUCACCUCCCUCUUCGUCGAAGCAAGAUCUCGUCCGUCUUUCUUCACCUCGCCGUCGACUUAGAUGCUGUGAGGUCCGUCGAAUAGGGUUGUUAUAUACCCAGCCAUACAUCGCCAAACUGGCGUUUGUUAAAACUUCAUAUUUCGGUCUUCGACCGUUUUCAACGGCACAGAUUAUUGUCUGUGCCUGACUUUCUUUAAUAUUCCCCCUACUAAUACUUUUACGCUCCUUAAUUUGCGUUUUUUUUUUUUCGACCCAACGACUGUCCCUCUCUUGAACAUCCGCCUCGUCGUAACAUAGUUUGCUAGAGCUUAGCAAGACCACACGCCACUCAUUUUCAUCUCGCUGGAAGUUACGCGGAGCGUCCCUUUAAAUCCUUCCUGCGACAAACCAAAAGCUCUAGUGCUCUUUUCACGCUCUCUGGAGACCGACCCAAUCCUUAAGUCCAUCCAACAUGGCAUACCAACGCUGUCAGACAACGACUUAUCAGCCGUGCGAUAGCUACUUCGUUGAGAGCUACGACCAGGACUAUGUACAGCCUCAAGUGCAUCAUCAGCAGCCACAGCACCCACCGCAGCACCCGCAGCAGUCACAACAGCCUCAAUCCCAUGUGAACCCACGGGAACAUGCUCGGCUACUGGCCAGGGAGCGUCAGUAUGCAAUUGCUGAUCAGAUGUCACGCAUGGCUACCGACGAGUAUCAGGAGGACAUCUUGGCACACAUGCACGCAAUGGACAGUGCCACUCAGCCCGAUGUCGACUCGAUAGACAUCCAGACCGAGAUCCAAUGGUUUAUGCGGCCCUACCUGCUCGACUUCCUCAUCGAAGCCCACGCUGCCUUCCAGCUGCUGCCAGCUACUUUGUUCUUGACUGUUAACCUGCUUGACAGAUACUGCUCAAAGAGAGUCGUGUACAAGAGACACUACCAGCUGGUUGGAUGUGCGGCUCUGCUUAUUGCUGCCAAGUACGGUGAUAAGAAGGAUCGUGUCCCCACAAUCAAGGAACUCAAGUCCAUGUGCUGUUCGCUGUACGAUGACGACAUGUUUAUUCAGAUGGAGUGGCACGUCCUGCAGACUUUAGGCUGGUCAAUUGGCCACCCAACCGUCGAUAGCUUCCUGCAGAACGCCGUGGUCGACACACCCUACGAUCCCGAGGUCGAGCAUCUCGCCUUGUACAUUGCCGAGAUUUCUCUGUUCCACCGUGACUUUGUCUCCAAGCUGUCGUCCGACAUCGCCAGAGCUUCGCUUGCUCUGUCCCGCUGCAUCCUCAACAGACCACAGGCCCCGCAGUCCGAUUGGGCAUCCAACUACGACUCACUAACGCUAGUCUACGAACACAACAAAUGUCCCCAUGGUAACUCAAAGAGGAUACCUGCUCGGCCCGGUCCGACUGGGCUCCCGGCCCUGCUACAUCGGACCGGAUUUAUUACUUCUUCCUUAUAG